Messenger RNA from Sclerotinia trifoliorum, 2441 nucleotides. Lineage: Eukaryota; Fungi; Ascomycota; Leotiomycetes; Helotiales; Sclerotiniaceae. The record is from the annotation of a GenBank genome assembly.
UUUGUAUCCGCAACUUUGUUUCUUUUGUUCGUUGCUUGUUGUUUUCUCUCAGUUCUUAACUUACUAAAUACGAAGUCUUACUAUCUAUUUUAUUUUGUCUUUCGUUCGUUUUGGCUUUUGUCCCUGGCCUGAAGGAUUGUGAGGUGAGAUGAAGUCGAAAAUGCUGUCACCGUCUCUAAUUCUCACUCCACUAUUACUUCCCCUAUCUAUCAGUGCCGGCGCUGUAUCCGAUCAAUCACCACUGUUGCCUCAAACAUCCAACGGCCCCAGUAUAGAAAAUGCUCGCGCAAAUUCACACGAGAUUUUCAAUGCCGUUCAUUCGUCUAUGCGACAAUGGGGUUCAUCUCUCAAACAUAAUGGGAUGUCUUUCUUCCCAGCAUCUGUACCAAAAGGAACACUUUUUUACCAUGGAACACAUACACCUGAGCCAGUUGAAGGAAUGGAAUGGUUAGCCUUCGAAAUCGAACAUGCGGAAAUGUUUGCACAUCCAAGGAGAGAACGUGGUCCUGGAGGUCAUGGCCCGGGAAAAGGUCCCAGUGGACAUCCUCCAGGUCCUCCUCCGCAUGCAAGAAUGGAUAACCAUCUAAAAUCAAAACACGAUGAGAGUAUUUACGAUCCUGAGGACAAGGAUGAAGUUAGCCAUGGUUAUCUUCACAAGUACCGUACUUCCAAACCUCUCACCAAACUUUUCUAUAUUGACGGAAUGUCCGCUGGUAAAACAAGCAUGGGAACGCUUGACUCCACAGACUACGUUAUUCGCAAUCUCACACCCACGUCCAAGGAACCAAAUAAUGAUUGGAUCCGAGCAGUCGACCUUUGUAAAAUUGGCGAGCAAUGGGGAAUUGAGGGAUUUCUCCGCAUGGAAGCAGGUUUCGAGAUUAUCCUCUGCAAUUUCAAAGACGGGCUUGAAUUUAUGUCGGCUUCUCAAAGAGAUAAGAUAGAUUUUGAGAAAAAUGACGUUGUUCAAUUUGAAUAUGUGAGGGCCCUGGGAUAUCGAUAUCAAGGUAUCAUGGGGGGAAGAGUAAAAGUGGAUUAUUCAUCUAUGAUUUCUGCUUUCUUUUAUCCAGUUAAUCUUACUAAUCCUAAUCCUUCUCAUUCCGAACUCCCUAGACUGAUUGCGGCUUCUGAGUCGGGUGAUUUAAGGAGAAUUCGCUCUGAUGUGAUGGAACUACUUGAGAGUGAAGAGUAUGGGACCACUGAGACGAUUAAUUGGCAAAAUGUGGUGGAUAUGAUUGUCACGAGAUAUUCUGAUCGUUUGAAAUUUAUGGUCCAGAACGAGACGUCCGUGGAGGCGGUAAAUUCGGAGAUUAAAUUGUUGCUGGAUGUCUAUGUCGAUUAUAAGAACGUUGACGUUGCUUCUUCGGUGGAGAGAUGUGCGGAUCACUACCUGGAGUCGGUAGUACCGGAAACUAAGGCGGAUCAUUUGAUUCGUGCUGCUAUUUUUGAGGUGACGCAUAAUAUCUGUAGUACCUUGUUCAAAGUGAGGGAAUUGCUAAAUGACGAUGAAGGAAAUAGUGUAAAGGGGGAAAGGAGGGGAUUGGAACUCAUCGAGGUGCUGAUCGAUGAUUUAGGCUGGACCACUUGGCUUGAAUGUGGAAAGUGUGCAUACGAUGAGGUAUGCUUUGUGGCUAUUUGGCCUUGGGGAGGAUUAGAAGAUCAUGUAUCUCCGGGGUGUAUCAAGAAGGAUGAUUUAAGUCAUCGGAGAGGAUAUUGGGAGUACGGAAUUUAGUGUGAAGGGCUGGUUUGUAGUGGUUGGAGAUAACAGGCACCCGAAGAACCUUCAUUUCUUGGGAUACAGAAAAGGGUAGAGGAUAGGUGGGUGUGCGGAACAGUAAUAAGAUAUACGAUGCUUAUAGGCUCUUCUGACUCCGCAAGUUAAUAGGACGUUGAGUAGUUUCAAGGGAUGCCGUUGAGGUUUAGACUAUGGAUCUGAGCUUCCUUCAUGGUUUUCUAGAUUUCCGAAUCAGAGUUUAGAGAAGAAUUUUGCUGCUUUAUCCUUGGGGCACGGCAAACAAUACAUUAGUGUGUAUUUUAUGUUUGUUAUUUGAUCAAUUACACACAGUCUCACAGAUCGCUAACAUGUUGCCUUUGUACAAAAGCUUGAAGCUGUCACAAAUUUCUCAGAGCUCCUUGGUAUAUAUUGACCCUCUUACCUCACAUGAGACCGAGUAAAGUAAUCAAGAAAUUAUCCGUUGAGACGGAAAAGUAAACCCAGGUUUCCUAAAGCAAAUUGGAACUUUGAAGACUGUGUAUCGUGUAUUCAGUGGGUUGCAUGCAUGUAUAUUGGGCUUGAGCAAGGGGGUCGGCUGAUCCCCUAUUUUCUCAAAUGGUAAAUCGUAUUAGUUCAAAAAAACUGGAUUGAGGUUUUAGAGCUAGCACUGAGAUUAGAAAGGUAGCGCAUAUUCAAGGGACUCUCGACAGGUAUCCAUGAUACGGGGUUA